Malurus melanocephalus (red-backed fairy wren) is the source of this 1300-nucleotide messenger RNA. It is a transcript of the gene TLCD3A, whose product is annotated as TLC domain containing 3A. Gene Ontology annotation, biological process: lipid homeostasis. Gene Ontology annotation, cellular component: endoplasmic reticulum; membrane. Lineage: Eukaryota; Metazoa; Chordata; Aves; Passeriformes; Maluridae. The record is from RefSeq and is a predicted model, not a curated record. The coding region runs from base 178 to 963 and encodes 261 amino acids. The transcript has 5 exons.
GCGGGGCGCGUCCCGGCGGCGGCGGGGGCGGGAGCGGCGGGGCUGCUCCGGAUCGAACCGAGCGGAGCCGAGCACAGCCAAACUGAGCCGGGCCGAGCUGAGCUGAGCCGAGCCGGGCUCUCCCGCCGCCCGGCCGGCUGUUGACAAGCGGCGGCGGGAGACAACGCGGUCGUCCCCAUGUGGCGGACGCUGGCCCUCGCCUCCGCCUUCUUCCCGGGGCUCUUCAUUCUCUGCAUCCGGUUGCUGCGCUGGGCCGCCCCGGGAUGGAGCCUCAAGGACCGCAUCCUCCUCAGCGGCAGGCUGGUGUCAACGGUCCAAGCCACGAUGGCAACGGUGUCRGGGAUCACAAUUGUCCUCAGCUGCAAGAAUGUGGUGUCUGACAGGCACUGGCUGGCUGUGGAGUACAUCUGGGUGCUGGUCCCCUACAUGACCUAUGACAUCUACGUCAUGUACCUGUGCCACUGGCACAAGAGCCUGGAGAAGGGCAUCGUGGAGAAGAAGCACUCGCUGGCCAGCGUGUGGAGCUUCCUCCUGCAGGAGAGGCUGAUGGUCACCCACCACCUCUUCAUCCUCAUCGUGCUCACCCCCAUCACUCAGCACUUCAGGGGAGAGCUGGGCGACUUCUUUGUGGGCUGCAUCUUCACAGCAGAGCUGAGCACGCCUUUUGUGUCACUGGGCAAAAUCCUCAUGCAGCUCAAAAUGCAGGACACUCUCCUGCACAAGGUGAACGGGAUCCUCAUCCUGGUGACCUUCUUCCUGUGCCGCAUCCUCCUCUUCCCCUUCAUGUAYGCGGCCUACGGGCGCCAGGUUGGGAUCCCCGCGUACCUGGUGCCGUUCCGCAUCCCCCUGCACUGCAACAUCGCCAACGCGUCCCUCAUCGCCCCCCAGCUCUACUGGUUCAGGCUCAUCUGCCGCAAAGCUGCCCGGCUCUACGGCGGCUCUCCCGCCCACCGCAGCAGAUAACGGAGCCGGGAACGGCAGGGGCCGGCACAGGGGGGCCCCCGGCUCUUCUUCCACCGGGGAGCGGCGCGGCGGGAGCAGCGGUUCCGUCUCCAGCGCCGUGCCAGGCAGCGCCAGCCUGGGCUGGGAAGGUUUUCCUCCAGUGCCUCGUGUUCCUCCUGCUGGGGUGGGAGCCGGCUUGGAAGCAGCACAUUCCUUCUGGGAUCCGGCUCUGCGGCGCCGCCGAACUCAGGGUUACACGAGAGGGGUUUGCUGMGGCCCCCCCGGCGCGUCUGCAGGGCUGACACCGGACACCGGAGCAGCACGGCCGGAGCAGCCUGCGGUGGAUGCUGCAGCGGGG